AUGUCGUCUUUGCAGGUUCAAACCUCGACCAUGGGUGUUUCUGAGAAGGCGAAGACCAUUGAUGCCUUCAAAAGCUACGGCCCCUGCAAAUUUCCGGGUCUGAACAACAUCGUACCAUCAAUGAAAAUGGAUUUUGGCUCGCUAGAAAUGAUUCUCGCAGACACGGAAAGAAUACAAUCACUGUCUACUGAGCUUGGCGUAUCAGUAGCCAGCCUACUGACAGCCGCUUGGGCAAUCGUGGUUGGUGGAUAUACAGGCUCAACCAACCCAUGUUUCGGAGUUCAACGUCAUGCAACUCCUCAAUCACUGGCGAUAACCAGCCAAGGGACCACUGUUGAGGCAUCUGUAUUCGCCAUUGAUCUAGAUUUGAACCAAUCAUUACUUGAAGCGAUCCACCUGGCGCACUCCUUACAACAGCUCAACGCGACAACAGUCACUCAUGAACAACGCCAUCAUCUGAUCGGCUCGACAUCCGAAAGCCUUUACAAUAGCGAGAUACGCAUAUUCCUGGGUGAAAGCACAGUCAAACAGGAUCAUCCAGAGCCCCUGGAUCGAGAUAUGCUAGGAGACCUAGUGCUCAUAAUCACGGACGGCCAAGGUCACUUGAGGCUUUCUUUCAACUAUCAACCCUACUUUCUCAGCGCUGAAGCGGCAACAGCAGUGGCUGAGUCAUUCAAGUCAAUAUUACUCUUCGUGAUAUCUCAACCGCACAUGCUUCUCAAUGAAUUGAGUUUUCUCAGCGAGUAUGACAAACAGUUACUCUGCCAAUGGAAUAGAACUGCUUCAUCAGGUGCACAGAAGUCCACAGUCCACGGAAUCUUCGAAGAUAUGGCAGCUACUCAACCUGAUAGCAUAGCCGUGGACUCAUGGGAUGGCCAGUUGACUUAUACGGAACUUGAUCAACUCGCUGAAAAUUUGGCCAUUCACCUCAGAAAUCUAGGCGUCGGCAGAGGAUCAAAUGUCAUACAUUGCUUCCCCAAGUCCAUGUGGGCUGUGGUUGCCAUAGUGGCAAUAUUGAAAGCCGGUGGUGCAUCGGUAGCACUAAGCCCCGAUUUUCCUAAGAGCCGAGUUCAGACCGUUGUGCAUGACACAAAGGCCACCGUUGCACUCGCCUCGCUGGAGACUAUGGCAACUGUAGAAGGAUUGACCACCAAAACACUUGUCAUUGAUAAGUCUUCAAUCAACUCAUUACAAGGUGGCGUCACUGAGGAGGUGAAUGGUAGCAAACCAGAUCCUCAAGAUGCCGCCUUCGUCGUAUUCACCUCGGGUAGUACCGGAGUUCCCAAAGGCAUUGUCAUCCAGCAUGCAGCUCUCUGCUCAUCAAUGAGCCACAUUGGUCAACUGUUUGAGAUGAGUCGAGAAUCAAGGGUCCUGCAAUUUUCGGCUUACACCUUUGAUGUGCAUCUCUUUGACAUCUUCGUCACACUUCACUUUGGAGGGUGCGUCUGCAUCCCAUCGGAGGAACAAAGGUCGAACAACCUCACUGGAUUCAUCAACCGACAUGACGUCAAUUCGCUAAGCCUGACCCCAACUGUUGCAUCCUUGCUGGAUCCAGAGGAGGUGCCGUCAGUUACGAAAUUGGUCAUGAUGGGAGAAGCUGUCACCAAGGGAGUUAUCGACGCAUGGUCAUCUACGAAAGGUGUCCGUCUCUUCAACGGUUACGGUCCAGCAGAAACAUGGGUCGCAAGUUGGGCUGAGAUCAUACCCGGGGCCGCUUCCCCUAGCAAUAUUGGGUUCGCAGUGGGUGGUGAUAGGCUUUGGGUUGCAGAUCCCUUGAAUCACACACGCCUAAUGCCAAUUGGGUCUGCAGGCGAGCUUCUGAUCGAGGGACCAACACUUGCCAAGGGUUACUUGAAUAUGCCCCUGAAAACCUCCGAGGUUUUCAUAGAGAGCCCGGCUUGGCUUCAAGACCAGAUCCACCGGUUCACGCCGGCGCCUGGACGACUCUACAAGACCGGAGAUCUUGUUCGUUACAACUCGGAUGGAAGCCUCGACUAUCUCGGAAGGAAGGAUACACAGGUCAAAGUUCAUGGACAGCGUGUUGAGUUGACCGAGAUUGAGUAUCAUCUAAACAGCAUAACCCCAAAGAUCGCUGAUUGCGUUGUUGUCCACGCAUCGUCAGGUCCGUGCCAAGGCAGACUCAUUGCUUUGGCAGCACCAUGCUCUGGUGGUCCGCGUAUGCGCCAGGUAUCAGAAGUCAAGCCUGACAUUAUAUCGAAGGCUAUCAUUGAUGACCUCAAGGCAGCGCUUUCAACGAAGCUUCCCUCAUAUAUGAUACCCACUCUCUGGGCGACGGUAGAGGGGAUCCCGCUCACGGCAUCAGGCAAGACACAUAGGAGUGUGAUUUCUCGCUGGGUAAAUGGGAUGGACACAUCCACUUACUUGCUGGUCACUGGCAUGAGUCGCAGCGGAGAUGAUGUGGCGGGCGCGAUGACCGAGGAAGAACGACUGAUACAGGACGUCUGGUCCCGGGUAUUGGGAUUGCCCCAAGAAGAAGUCGGUACGAAUCGCUCGUUCGUGAGUCUGGGGGGCGACUCAGUUGCUGCUAUGAAGACCAUUUCCUUGCUUGGUCGAAGGCACGUACAGGCCACCGUCAAAGACUUGAUGCUCGGAAGGACGAUCCAGGAGAUAGCCGCAGCUGGCCAGCACGUGACCCCAGCUGGUGCCACGACACCACAGGCCAUCCCACUAUGCACACCCGAGAUCGCCGCAAAGGUCCAGAAAGAACAACAUGAAAGACUCCGGCAACUCGCUACUUGGCCCAGUGAUGCAGACAUCCAAGUCGAAGAUGUCUAUCCAUGUUCUCCAGCCCAGCAGGGCAUUCUCAUCAGCCAAGCGAAGACUAGCGGUUCGUAUGCGAUCCGUUACGUGGCUGAAGUGGGAUUAAAUAACGGUUCGCCUGUGGACAUUGGGUGCCUUGAGAAGGCCUGGCAAGCUGUCAUCAACCGUCAUGCUGUACUACGAACCAUUUUCGUCGAAGGUACAACAGCCCAGCAGCCACUGGAACAAGUUGUUCUGCGUCACGUGAAGGCUGAUAUCCACCACUUGAAGCUCAUACCCAUUGGCGGGAGUGAAAAUGGGUUGGAAGUUAUAGAGAGCCAGCCUCAGACUGAUAUCCAGAUGGGGAAGUUACCACAUCGACUUACUAUCCUCGUGAGCCAAACCCAGAAAUGCUACAUCCGACUCGACAUUAGCCAUACUAUCACUGAUGGCGGCUCCAUUGCACUUAUGGUCCACGAACUGAAAUCGGCGUAUGAUGGAAUGCUACCUCGGGAGCCUGGACCGGUCUACAGAGAUUUCGUUAACAACAUCUUCAGCCGGCCGUCUACGCUCGGGAAAACUUACUGGAGCGAGUAUCUUCAGGGUGCUGAACCUUGUCACUUUCCAUUGCUAGUGGAAGGCAAUGUGACCCCUGAAAGGAAGUUGAAUUCCGUGCCGUUGAAUCUAUCGCUUUACGCGCGGGAUAUCUCGUCUUUUUGUCAAGAAAAAGAGGUAACGCUAUUCCACAUCUUCCAGACGGCAUGGGCCUUGGUGUUGCGUGCGUACUUGAACCGCAAUGAUAUUUGCUUUGGUUAUGUUGCUUCCGGACGAGAUGCUCCUGUGGCCUCUAUAGAGUCAGCCAUGGGUGCAUUCAUGAGCACGUUGAUCAGUCGCGUUGACAUCGAUGAUUCGAUGACGGUUCUUGACCUCCUCAGGGAGAUGAAAGCACGAACCACGAUCAGCCUUGAUCAUCAGCAUUUUUCGAUUCCAGAUAUGUGCCAUUCUCUGGACUUAUCUGGAGACCUGCUCUUCAAUACCAUCAUUGGUUUUCAGACAGUCCUGUCCUUGGAUGACAACGACACCCGGGGCUCGUUAUCUAUUGAUGAACUCAGCAUUCACGACCCUACAGAGUAUGAUAUUGCUAUCCUUGUCGAUACUUCUUCGGACUUCCCCCGCGCGGAUCUCACUUACUGGACCGACAGAGUCUGCGAUUUGCAGGCUGAAAACCUUGCUGAUACAUUGGCACACACAAUAUCGGCUAUAAUGUCACAAGCCCAUGAUCAAAUUGGGCUCGUUGACCUGGUUUCGGAUGCAGCCCAUCGGAAGAUGACUGAGUGGAACAUGACUGCUACCAACGACGUGACAGAUUUCAUUGACAAUGCAUCUUGCGUUCACACCAUCUUCGAGCAACAAGCCCGGUUGCGCCCUAACGCUGUAGCCAUCGCCGCGCACGAUGCUCAAAUGACCUAUGGGGAACUAGACACGGUCACAACAAGAUUGGCUCACCGAUUGGUAUCGUUGGGCGUUAAGCCGGAGACUCUUGUUCCAUACUGCAUUUCCAAAUCUGCGUGGGCAACCGUGUCGGUGCUGGCAAUUCUAAAAGCUGGAGGUGCUGUUGUCCCCUUGGAUCCAAGUCAUCCACGCGGGAGACUGGACACCAUUCUCGACGACACCAGCGCCAGGAUAAUUGUCACAACCCCUGAGCACCGUCAGCUAUUUGAACACACAUCUGCCGAGGUUCUGUCUUUAGAUGCCCACUUCCUGCAAUCCCUUCCAACACUCAGGGCCAUUCCAUGCCCGACUGUUCGUCCAAACAAUGUGGCAUUCGUCAUCUUCACGUCCGGAAGUACUGGAAUUCCCAAGGGGGUCAUGACAGAGCACCACUCAAUUGCUACUAACUGCCAGGCCUAUGGAAAAUGUUUGAAGAUCGAGGAAGGCUCUCGAGUGUUGCAAUUCGCUGCUCAUACCUUUGACGCUAGUAUCUUUGAUAUGUGCGCAGCAUUACUUCUGGGCAGCUGCAUCUGCGUCCCUUCCGAAAAUGACAGAAUGAACGAUCUUGCUGGAUACAUCACUCGCACUGGGUGCAACUGGAUUCUUGCUACAUCGACUGUUAUGGGUCUCAUGUCACCAGAGCAGGUACCAUGUCUUAAGGUUAUUGUUCUUGGGGGGGAAGCUCUAUCUCGUCAAGUCCUCAAGACGUGGGCCCCUGCUGCUGAAGUAUUCAACGCCUAUGGUCCUGCAGAAGCUGCUAUAAUGUCGGCUUGCUCUAGAUCCUUGUCGGUUGACUCCCAAGCCUCCUGUAUUGGAACUGGGGUUACAGGUCCAAUCUGGUUGACAGAUCCAUCUGACCACCGCAAGCUGGUACCUAUUGGUUCUGUCGGUGAGAUCACAAUCCAAGGUCCGGGUGUCUCACGUGGCUAUCUUAACUCUCCAGAUAAGACGUCCCAGGUGUUCUUCGAUGCGCCUCAGUGUAUGCAAGGCUACUUCGGCCACUAUAGUCGUGUAUACAGGACUGGAGACCUGGGGCGUUUCAACUCCGAUGGAUCCGUUGAGAUACUCGGUCGUAAAGACAGCCAAGUCAAACUUCGAGGCCAACGUUUGGAGCUUGGUGAGAUUGAAUACCAUAUAUCAGCACAUGCUCGAGUCAAGCAGACAGUGGUUGUGAAAGGGUCCCGGGGUCCGUGCAAGGAGCGCCUGGUGGGCCUGAUAUCGCUGCGCACAAAGCCCUCCAGCAACAGCAGAAACUUGGCGUUAGUGCAUGGCCAGUUGAAGAAGGAGGCUGUUGGCAUCAUCCGCGAAUUACGGGAAUCCCUUCAGGAACGUCUUCCAGCAUACAUGACUCCCACUGUAUGGGCCGUACUGGAAGACUUACCGGUCACAACAUCUGGCAAGAUCUAUAUAAAAGCCCUUAAAGAAUGGGUUGAUGGGAUGCAUCACGACACGUUCAUUGAAACAUCAAAAUUCUCGGCAUCUGUUGCGGCAUCCGAUGGUGAUGCAGAUCAAGGGUCGAAGGCAAUGUCUAACAUCGAACAAAGCAUUCAACAAAUCUGGUCUCGUGUGCUCAACCUUCCCGCAGAGACGAUAGCGCGGUCAAGUACUUUCCUGUCUUUGGGCGGAGACUCCGUAACAGCCAUGCGAGUGAUGUCUCUGUGCAGAGCGGAGCAGCUCAUAGUCACUGUACAGGAUGUACUGCGAAACCAGUCCUUAGGGAGCCUCGCAAGGCGUGUCCAAUCGGUGUCCCCCACAACCGCUCUUGUGGAAAUGGAAGAGAUAUACGACACUCCAGUCGCCUUGACUCCGGUCCAAAAACUUUUCUUCCAUGCACUUCCGGGUGGUACCAAUCACUAUAACCAGAGCUUUCUUCUAAAGCUUCGGAGGUCUAUCUCACCGGACAAGCUGGAACACGCCAUGGAUACUGUUGUCAGUCGACACUCUAUGCUACGAGCUCGAUUCUACAGGUCUGAGUUGAGCGGAGAGUGGCUCCAGCAAAUUCCUCAAUCAGACUCACGACAAAUUCGCCAACACUAUCAUUUCCGUGCCUCUGCGGUAUCGGACGAACACCCAAUAGCUGAAGCUGCUUCCACCGCACAGAAUGAGUUGAAUAUUCAGGAGGGCAAGGUAUUUUCUGCCACACUGUUUGAAAAAGCAGGGGAACAGCAUCUCUAUCUCAUCGCCCACCAUCUUGUCAUCGACCUUGUAUCGUGGCGCGUUCUCCUUCAGGACCUCGAGGACCUUUUGUCGUCAUCCGCUACGAGCCUGCAAAGUCAUCUGCCCUACCUACAAAUUUCUAAGCAGCGCCACGAGCACUUUGCUUCUUGCGCUGACGCUCUUUCCGCACCCAUGCCAACCCCAGCUGACUGGUCAUUCUGGGAGCUUUCAAGUGCUGACAACGUCCAAGCCAACGUUCACCAUCUUGGUUUUACCCUCGAUGAGGGGAUUUCCAAGUUGAUACUGGGCCGUUGCAACGACGUGUUGAAAACUGAAACCACGGAGUUGCUUCUGGCUGCUAGUUUGAAUGCUUUUGCCCAGAUAUUCCCGAACCGGGCUUCACCGUCCAUCUUUGUAGAGGGCCAUGGCCGAGACCACAGUGGUCUUGGCGACUUGGAUGCAUCAGGCACUGUUGGUUGGUUCACUACGAUUUGGCCCUUGCUCGUUCCCGUCAGCACGGAGGGGGGCUUGGGUAUCGUUCAUAUCCUACGAGCUAUCAAGGACCAACGGAAACAUGGAAAAUCGGCCGGACAGUACUAUCUCGAUCAGAUAACAGCACGCCAAGAUCUCCAAGACCCAACAAUGGAGAUCAUGUUCAACUACGAGGGCCAUUACCAGCAAUUUGAAAACAUCGGAGGCUUAUUUAGUAUGGUACCCAUACCAGCAGCCGAUGUCGGUGACGACGUGCGACGAAUGUCUUUUUUCGAUAUCUCAGCUGUCGUGAAAGACGGCAGAAUCGAGUUCGACUUCGCUAUCAACCUGAAGUCGGCUCAUCAGGAGUGCAUCGCGGCCUGGGUCACUCAGACAGAACAAGUUUUGAAAGACAUGGCUAUCAGCCUCCCAGGAAUGACACGCCAUUAUAGUCUGGCAGACUUUCCGCUCCUAGAACUGGACUAUGAUACACUUGACAACUUCCUCACAACCCUUGAGCCCCAACUCAGCUUAUUGGUGCCAAACGACUGUCCCACACUCAUCGAAGAGGUAUAUCCUUGCACUGGUCUACAAGAAGGCCUUCUGCUCGCCCAAGGAAAACAUGCCAGCAACUAUGCGGUGCACGUUAUCGCUGAAGUCAUUGCAGCAUCAGGCAAACCUGUGGAAGUGCCUCGGCUGAGUGAAGCUUGGGCUCACGUGGUGCAGAGGCAUCCCAUACUGAGGACGGUAUUUGUAGCCCAUCCUACAGAUACUGGUUACCAUGCGCAGGUUGUUCUGCGAAACAUCCUUCCCGAUAUUGAUAUCGUCAAAUGCCAAUCAGUUGAAGCUGCAUUGGACCUGUGGAAAGAAGCACCCACGAGUAGCUACUCAUCAGUGCGUCCACCACACCGAUUCAGUAUUUGCAGCACAGCCAGUGGGCGCGUUCUCUUAAGGUUCGAGUUCAGCCACAGUAUUCUUGAUGCUGACUCCAGUCGAAUUCUCUUGAGAGACUUGGCGAUUGCCUAUGGUGACAGCCUUGACAUUGACGAGUCUGCCCCACGUUUCAGUCAGGUUGUGCAGCAUAUUCGCGAGCAAGAUGGAAUGAAAGACCUGAAUUACUGGAAGACACAACUCAAUGACGCAGAGCCGUGUUGCAUUCCUGAUCUUUCCGAAGGUUGUAGAGAAAGCAGGCUGAACGUUCAACGCCUUGAUAUGGGUGUAUCCGCUGAAACCAUCCACGCGUUUUGCAAGGACCACGGCUUGACGCCAUUUGCCGUUCUGCAAGCAGCUUGGGCUAUUGUCUUGAGAUCUUAUACUUUUAUGGACAAUGUUGCCUUCGGAUAUCUUUCAUCUGGACGCAAUGCUCCGGUGGCCGGCAUUGAGGACAUAGCCGGUGUUCUCGUCAACAUGCUGGUGUCGCAUGCGAAAAUAUCUCAUGACAUAGAGGCACUUGAGGUGAUGAGAACGAUGCAGAAGGGUUUUACCGAGGGCCUGGAGCAUCAAUAUUGCCCACUAGGCGAGAUCCAACAUGCACUUGAACUCAGUGGCCAGCCUCUGUUCAAUACAGCAAUUGACUUCCAGCGACCCGGUACGUCCAAUAGGGAUAGCACUGCUAUAUCGGUGCACCCAAUGGAUUUCCAUGACCCAACAGAAUUCAGCUUAACUUUGCACUUCGAGCUCAACCAUGAUGUAUUCUCUGCGUACAUGGAUUACUGGACGUCGUCCCUUGCCCCGGAAUAUGCGGAGCAUAUUGGUGAAGCACUUGCGCUUGCUCUACAAAAUAUUCUAGAGAAUCCUCUACAGAAGAUUGGUGAGAUCAGCCUGGCUGGCGAGCUCACACUGGAUACGCUUGUCGAUAUCAACACUCCGGCGCCCGUCACUAAAUUGGAAUGCCUUCAGGACACCUUUCGACGCUAUGCCCAAGCAACGCCAACCGCCCCAGCUGUCUUUUCUACCAACAUGACCCUUACAUACGGCGAAUUGGACCGCCUGUCCACCAGAUUGGGGAACUACCUGGUGCAAAUGGGCGUUGGGCCUGAAGUCAAAGUCCCAAUGUGUUUUGAGAAAUCUGCUUGGGCCAUUGUUUCGAUGUUCGCUGUGUGGAAGGCUGGCGGUUGCUUGGUUGCGCUCGACCCUUCUCACCCGAAAUCUCGCUUGAGGGGCAUUUUGGAUGACGUAUCGGCAAAGUUCAUCCUCGCUUCUUCCCAAACAAUCGAACUAUGUAGUGAGGGACUAGGCACAGAAGUAAGACCAAUAAUUGUCGACUCGAGCAGCCUAGACUCAAUGCACGACGAGCAGGUGAAGCCAUCACCUGUGCGGCCCCACAACGCAGCAUACAUCAACUUCACAUCCGGCACGACCGGCCGACCGAAAGGGGUUAUUAUUGAGCACCAGGCCAUCGGUAGCAACGUUGAACCACUUGCACGGUGUUCUGAUAUCAAUACCACCACUCGUGUUCUUCAAUUCUCCUCAUACGCCUGGGAUGCAUUCUAUUGUGAGACCAUUAUUCCCCUCUUGUCUGGCGGGUGUACAUGUGUGGCCAGCGACCACGAACGGUCCCAUGACAUCGCAGAGUUUAUUCGAAGAGCAAACUGUACCUGGGUGCUGUUCACGCCAUCCUUUGCGAGGUUGAUCAAACCUUCCGAUGUGCCAAACCUACGAACCUUGCUACUCGGUGGUGAAGCGAUGUCGGCAGAUGAUGCUGCAACCUGGUCGAAGUCUGUCGUUCUAAAGAACGCCUAUGGACCAUGCGAAGCUUCUAUCGUGGCCCUCAUACACCCUAACAUAUCUGAGGCUCCUAGCGAGCACAACCUCGGCCAGCGCAUUGGCCAAACCAUCUGGGUCGUCGACCCCAAGAAUCAUCAGCGCCUUUCACCGCUUGGAGCCCCGGGAGAGCUGGUGCUCGGUGGCCCGCCUAUUGGCAGGGGCUACAUAAAUGAGCCAAAGAAAACGGAAGAAGCCUUUAUUGCUGACCCAGAAUGGUACUCGUCGGAGCUUGCUCUCGACCUCGGUGCCUUCGCUUCAAAAUUCUAUCGUACAGGAGACUUAGUGCGCAUGAAUACCGAUGGCUCUAUCCACUUUAUUGGUCGCAAAGAUCAUGACCAAGUAAAGCUGCGUGGUCAACGCAUGGAAUUGGGCGAGGUUGAGCAGUGUAUUCUGACCAAUAUGUCCACCGCCAAGCAGGUGGCUGCAGCGGUAAUAUCACGUUCGGGGAACAUCGAGGAUAAGCAACUUGUUGCCUUCCUAGGAACAUCAGAUACCAAUACUCCUCUUUCUGCAAAGCCGAGGGCGCUGGAAAUGUCUGAUGAGCUUUUCAAGGAGUUGAAGACAUUGACGAGCAUCCUGGCGAGAAGUCUUCCCUCCUUCAUGAUCCCAUCAUUGUUCAUCCCGGUCAGCCACAUGCCGUUAGGCUCCUCCACCAAAAUUGAUCGCAGAGCCCUUGCUGAAAUACCCUGUCAAAUUGCGGAUGCUGACAUCGCGCGGUACUCACUCACACUGCUGACUGAAAUAUGCGAACCUAAGAGCCCCUUAGAGAUCGCCCUGCAUGGGCUGUACGCGACUGUUCUGGCGAUACCAGCUGGAAAUCUUUCCAUAAAGGAUGACUUCUUUCACCGCGGAGGCGAUUCGAUCAAAGCUAUCAAGUUGGUUUCAGCAGCUCGUCACAAAAAUUUGAACUUCUCCGUGGUCGACAUUUUCAACAACCCCACAGUUGAAAACCUGGCACUCGUCGCCAAAUUCAUAGACACUGGGGAUUUGGAUGGUGUACCGAGCGAGACCGAGGUAGUAUUAGUACCACAUGACAUUCGGGAAGGUAUACUGAGGAUUGCGACCGAAGAACACAAGAUGAAAUCCUCUCAGAUCGAAGAUGUUUACCCUUGCACCGAACUCCAGGACGCCAUGCUGGCCCUUUCUCUAAGUCAACCUGGCUCAUACACACUGCAGCUCGUCACAUCAAUAUCUGACGAUGCAGAUCUUGAAAGUUACCUCGACGCUUGGAAGGCCGUACGUCGGAAUAAUGACAUCCUCCGGACGAGGAUCCUGAGCACUCGUGAGAGACGUUAUCAGGUUGUCUACAACGAUAGGAUGAUUAUCAAACAAGAGGAGUCACUUCAAUAUUACCUGGACGCAGACAAGAAAAUACCAAUGGGUUACGGCGAUCCCCUUGCUCGCUUCGCAUUGAUAACGGAAGGGGAUGACAGCAUGCAGUAUUUUGUCUGCACCUUGCAUCACGCGUUGUACGAUGGUUGGUCAGUGUCAUUGCUCAUGGAGCAGCUGACACAAGCCUAUCAGUGGAAACCUCUCGUCAAGCCGCCGUCUUUUGCCAACUACGUCGGCUAUAUUAAUCGACAAGACCGCGCUGCCACUGAAAGCUUCUGGUCCACCGAGCUUGCCGGUGCAUCAACUUGCGAUUUUCCCCGCCUGCCGGCCCCGACCUAUCAGGCAUGUGCAGGCCAGACGAUGGAUCGACUUAUGGCCUUUACUCAACAGGACUCGAGCAUUCCGCUUGCUGCUGUCAUUAAAGCCGCGUGGGCCCUCCUGCUAGGGAAAUACUCAGCAUCAAAAGAUGUUGUAUUCGCAACAACCAAUGCCGGCAGGAACCUGCCUGUUGAUGAUAUCGCGGAUAUGGUUGGUCCAACCAUCACCUCCGUACCUGUUCGUGUUCACCUGGACAAAAAUCAGCGAAUCGGCGAUCUCUUACGCGACAUUCACCAAAAUUCUCUGUCCAUGCUCCCCCAUGAGUACCUUGGAUUGCAGAAUAUCCGACGUCUCACACCUGAUUGCGAAGCAGCCUGCGACCUUCGUAGUUUGCUUGUUGUCCAACCUGGUGAUCUUGACGACAGUGCAGCUGCAAUGGCUCCGGGUAUCCUAAGUGUACCAGUGCAAAUUACAAACUUCUUUACGCAUUCCUUGGUUGUUGAGUGCUACAUGGGGACAGAGGAGUUGAAACUCUCUGCUAGCUUCGACGAGAACAUCAUUAAUAGUCUUGAAGUCAAUAGGCUUCUUGCCCAGCUCGAACACUUGAUUCGACAGUUGACUGCAAAACGCAAUAAUUCGGUGGGGAGUAUUGAUAUACUCAGCCCUGAAGACCGACGCGACGUACUGGCAUGGAACAUUAGUAUGCCCGUUAAGGUCAACAGAUGUGUCAAAGAUGUCGUGGCCGAACGUGUUCAUCAACGUCCGAAUGCCCUGGCCGUGUCUUCUUGGGACGGCCAGAUGACAUACGAGAUACUUGAUGACCUAUCCAGCCGGCUAGCGGUGCAGCUAACCUCCAACUGGUCUGUCAAGUCCGAGACAUUAGUACCGCUAUCGUUUGAGAAGUCGGCUUGGGCGAUCGUCGCGAUGCUGGCCGUCGUGAAGGCUGGCGGUGCAUUCGUGUUCUUGGAUACCAAGAUGCCAAUCGCCCGUCAACAAUUCAUCAUCAGUUGUUCCGGCACUGCUUUCGUUCUUAGCUCCAAGAACAACAUGUCAUUAUGGAGUGGUACACAGUGGCAACCGAUCGAAGUCAGCCAAGAAGCCACCAAAAGUCUUCCUCAACAAGCAGUGUCGAAUGUCCCCAGUCAUCCAAACAGUCUCCUCUACGCAAUAUAUACAUCCGGAAGCACAGGUAUGCCUAAGGGUUGCCUGAUAGAUCAGUCGGCCUUCCUCAGCAGCGCAGCUAGCUACACGAAGUUGCUGCAAAUGGACCAAGACUGUCGAGCACUUCAGUUUUCUUCGUUCGCAUUUGAUGUGAGCUUAAUGGAAUCCCUCGCAGUUCUUACUGUUGGUGGCUGCAUCUGUAUUGCAAGUGAACAAGCUACUGAGGCAGGCGUUGCUAGCAUGAUCCAGGAAUCCCGUCCCAACUGGGCGUCGCUGACGCCUUCAGUCGCCCGACUGAUGCGUCCAGCUGAGGUACCAACCUUGGAAACUCUUGCACUCGUGGGAGAGCCUUUAACACAGGAUGAUGUCAGAACUUGGGCCGGAAGCCUGAAGCUUAUGAAUGGUUAUGGCCCAACAGAAUGUGCCAUCUUGUGUGUCAUCAACCCCACAAUGGAUCCCAACACAGAUGCUGGCAAUACCGGCUUUGGAAGUGGUGGACUGACAUGGGUCGUCGACCCGGACGACCACAAUGUACUUAUGGCCAUCGGAUGUCCUGGAGAAAUGCUCAUGGAAGGCCCGAUCUUGGCCCGUGGCUAUCUCAAUCAGCCAGAUGUCACAUCCUCCGUAUUCGUUGAAAGCCUUGCCUGGGCUCCCGGUAGACGCUUCUAUAAGACAGGAGAUCUGGUUCGAUACAAUUCGGAUGGUUCAAUCCAUUGCUUGGGUCGUAAGGACCAACAGGUCAAAGUUCGGGGUCAACGAAUUGAACUAGGUGAGGUCGAGGAGAGCAUCGAUGCUUUGCCCAUGGUCGAUCACGCCUGUGUACUCCUACCCAAGUCUGGCCCAUAUGCGAAGAGACUUACUGCAGUCGUGGUCCUAAAGGAGCUUUCUGUUCCCGAAACAUUCGGUUUACAGCUCGUAGAAGGAAGGUCCAGGGAUCUUGCCAGCUUGAGAAUCACAGAGAUGCGUGAGGCUCUCGCAGAGACUCUUCCUCGGUACAUGGUGCCGGACACGUGGAUCCUGACUCUUAGUACACCGAUAUCUAUAUCGGGAAAGAGAGACCGACGAGCAAUUCUCCAAUGGGUAGAAAAUAUCGAUGCUAGCUUGCAAGAACAGGUAGACAACCUGGUUGCCCCCGAUACCAUCGAGCUUCCUCAAACGGAAAGAGAGAAGCAUCUACAUACGAUUGUUUGCGAUGUCCUCAACAUCAGCACAGCCAAGACCGGGAUCAACCGAUCAUUCAUGAGCCUUGGAGGUGACUCGAUUAGCGCCAUGCGCCUCGUCGCGAAAUGUCGGAGCGAAGGAAUUUCAUUGAGCCUCAAGAAGAUCAUGAGUCGUUCCAGCCUAUCACAAUUGGCUGGUAGCUUGAACGAGGCUUCGCAACCAAGACCAUCUACACAAAUCACGACAGAUGAGAUCGGACGGCCAUUCAAUCUCACUCCGAUCCAGCAACACUACGUCAGCCUACAGUCCCAUUUUCCAGGUAUCGAGCCCGGGAUGGAACUGAUUGGACGCCACCGCUUUCAUCAAAGUUUCAUUCUCCGGGUUACUCGCUUCAUUGAUGCGUCUCGUAUGACUGUAGCAAUCCGUCAACUUGUUGAGCGCCAUCCGAUGCUCCGAGCGAAUUAUUUCCAAGCUCCGAACGGUUCUUGGAUGCAAACCGUCGGCGCUGCACCGGGCUCCACAGACUGCGUCUGGGUGAAUGAGGCGCGCACCAUUACCGAAGCACAAAGCGCUAUGUCUUCUGCCAACUCCCUCGAUGUCAAAGUCGGCCCAGUCUUCCGAGCUGUAUUUUUUCGGCACAAUUUUGAGGGGCAAGGGCAACUCCUCUUCAUGACAGCACACCACCUCGUGGUUGACCUAGUCUCGUGGCGUAUUAUAAUGGAUGAUCUUGAACAGAUCCUCGAGUCAAGUCAUCUCCCGGAUGCAACAGGAAUCAGCUUUCCAUCAUGGGCAGCACUUCAAGCAACUUACAGCGAAUGCCACUUGAGUCCCAAGUCCUCUUUGCCAGUCAAGGUACCUGCCUCCAACCCAGAAUACUGGGGGGUUACUUCGCCAGGCGAGAAUACAUACGGUGUUACAACAAGUAGAAGCUUGACUAUGAGCCGAUCGGAGACAGCUCGUCUGCUGGGACAGUGCCACGAUAUCCUCCGUACUGAUACAGUAGACGUACUGCUGGCUGCCAUGCUCGAAGCGUUUGCUAAAAUGUUCAGCGACAGAAGCACUCCGACUCUGUUUGUUGAAGGCCAUGGAAGAGAACCAUGGGACGAAAACAUUGAUAUUGGCUCGACAGUGGGUUGGUUCACCACAAUGUGCCCUAUUCCCGCCACCGUGGCUGCAAACGAUAAUUCUUUGCAAUCAAUCCGCCAGGUCAAGGACAUUCGCCGACGAAUGCCCAAGAAUGGUUGGGCAUACUUCACGUCGAGAUACCUUAACUCUGAGGGAGUAGAAGCAUUACGGGAUGACAGUCUGGCCGAGAUUCUCUUCAAUUUUGCAGGACAAUAUCAGCAAUUGGAGAAUCCAGAUAGCUUGUUCGUGGAUUGUGAGCUUGAACUGCCAGGCGAGGCUUCAGAUGUUGGCCCUGACGCUGUAAGAAUGGCACUCAUCGAAGUCUCCGCGAUUAUCAAGAAUGGUCACCUACAUAUGACCUUCAUCCUCAACAAGCACAUGCUCCACUUGGAUCGACUGGUAGAGUGGAUUGACUCCAUUCCGGCCACGUUGAAAUCAGUAAUGAACUGCUUAUACAGCCAGCAAAGAGCUCCAAUCCCGACGCUCAGCGAUUUCCCUUUGCUCCACACAGACCACGAGAGCAUAGACGACCUCCUCUCGGAAAUCUGCGGCCAAUUUGGUGCCAACGACUGGACUGAUAUCGAGGAUAUAUUUCCGUGCUCGCCUUUGCAGAAUGCUAUGUUACUCAGCUCUGCCGCAGACACCCAACGAUACCGAACAUGCGUCAUCUUCAACGUCACUAGUCCCUCACAGUUGAAAGUGCAAGAAUUGAGCAUCGCAUGGGGAAAGGUGGUUCAGCGCCACCCAUCACUUCGCACAGUCUUUAUGGAUACCCGCUCGUCAGAUGGUGCAUUCGAUCAGGUCAUUUUCAAGGAGCGACAUCCAAUAAUCGACACCGUAGACUCCGAUGACACUGUUGCCCUGCACUUGCUCAAGUCUCGGGCGCCUACAGAUUGGACUGGCAGUCCGCCCCAUGCCUUUACAAUCUGCCAAACAUCUGUUGGUCUUCUAUGUAAAUUGGAGAUUAGUCAUGCUCUCAUGGAUGGCACUUCCAUGGAUUUAAUCUUCCGUGAUCUGACUGCGGCUGUGGAGGGCAAGCUCCCUUCAGAUCCCACCACCUCAUACCGAAAUUAUAUCACGUAUCUUCAAGAGAAGAACUCUUCAGAUGCAUUGGCAUAUUGGACGGAAUAUCUGAAUGGCGUUGAACCAUGUCUCAUUCCACCAGUAAAGGCAGUAGAUGCUGUCAAUUCUCACGAGGUGCCAUCUAUCGACAUUCCUAUUGAUAAGGACUUGGCACCACUUCUCGACCAGUUCUCGAAGGACCAUGCUAUCUCUCACGCAUCUGUCAUCCAAGCUGCUUGGGCCAUGGUACUUCGUUGCUACACCCAAUCAGAUGACAUUGUGUUUGGCUAUGCAGUUAUCGGUCGAGAUGUGCCUGUUGAAGGAAUUGAGGAAACAGUAGGCCCAUUCAUCAAUGUCUUGACCUGCAGACUGGACAUGAGCGACAACUCGCUCAAUGCUCUAGGCCUGGCUGAUCAGGUUCAACAAGAUCUCAUCAAUAGUCUUCCAUUCCAGCAGAGCUCCAUGGCUGAGAUUCAGCACGAGCUCAAAUUGCCCAGCCGCACGUUGUUUGACACGGUGGUCUCGAUCCAGCGCUUCAACGACAAAUCAAUGCGGUCAGCCAGUGGUCUCCAAAUGGACCUGCUACACAGUCACGACCCCACCGAGUUCACUUUGACCUUGAAUGCAGCAUACUCAAAUGACCGGUUGAGUGCAGUUCUAAGAUACUCUCCCCACAAUGGUGUUACCAACUCUAGGGCAACCAGCAUAGCCCAUACCUUCAAUAUGGCCCUUUCAUCCAUUCUCCGCAGCCCACAAGAGCCGUUUCGCCAAGCCAGUCUUAUUAGUCCGCAUGACCGGUCCAUCAUUGAUCGGUGGAACAAGAACGCCCCUGCUCUCUCUAAUCAGUGCGUGCACGACAGCAUCACGGCACGAGCAAGACUACAACCAGACUCUCCCGCUAUUUCUUCCUGGGAUGGCGAAAUCUCGUACAAAAAGCUUGAGCUCUACACAGACCGUCUCGCCCUGCAUCUCGUGCAGAAUGGCGUCCAUUCCGGAACCAUUGUUCCUCUGUGCUUCGAGAAGUCCCUCUGGGCUAUCGUUGCAAUGAUUGCUACUCUGAAGUCAGGUGCUGCAUUUCUGCCUCUGAACUUGACUGACCCGGAAGAGCGUAUCAACACGUUGAUAUGUGAAUCAAGGGCAAACCUAGCGCUGGCAUCGGUCAGUCAAGCUUGCAAACUUCAGAACACCAUCACUACAUUCACAGUCUCCGAAGACUCUAUUCUGGAUAUGGAAGCGCCUGACGCGGACAACCCUUUGUGUUACGGGAAUCCUGCAGAUCGUGCCUACGUGCUGUUUACAUCUGGCAGUACAGGCAAGCCAAAAGGCGUUGUCAUCGAGCACCGAGCCCUUUCAAGUAAUAUUGCAGAGCACGCCCCCGGUCUUGGACUUAAUCCUGCAUCACGUGUCCUUCAAUUUGCAUCAUACACCUUUGAUGCUUCAAUCACCGAGAUCCUGUCUACAUUGGUUUCUGGCGGCUGUGUGUGUGUUCCUACUGAGCAGGAGAGGACUACGGAUCUCGGAGGAGCAAUGCGGAACAUGGAUGUCACAUUUGCCAUGUUGACACCAUCUGUUGUACACCUCCUAUCCCCCGAAAACCUGCCUUCCCUCGAGACUCUAGCGCUUGUCGGAGAGGCUGUGCCCAAAAGCCUCAUCAACAAAUGGUCCCAGAGGCUCAACCUCCUUGUUGGGUACGGACCCACGGAGACUGCAGUCUUCGCGUCCAUUGGCCGAUUGACCAGUCGAGAGGAUGCUGGGUUUAUUGGCACCUCCAUCGGUACUACGACCUGGGUCGUCGACGCCGAGGAUCACAACUGUCUGGCUCCUAUUGGUUCAGUAGGAGAACUGGCGCUAAGCGGCCCAACAUUGGCCAGAGAGUAUCUGAAUAAUCCAGAGAAAACUGCCGAAGUCUUCCUUUCUACACCAUUAUGGUCAGAGCCGAAUGCCAUUGAUCGCAUAUACAAGACCGGCGAUCUAGUGUACUACAGGGACGAUGGUGCUAUCAUGUAUAUUGGGCGCAAAGACAGCCAAGUCAAGAUUCGCGGUCAGCGACUCGAGUUGGGAGAGAUUGAGCAUCAAAUGCUAGCUUGCCUACCUCCUCGUUCAGAAGCUGCGGUCGCCGUUCUCAGGGGAGAUGGUGAGGCUUCUGCGCUGCGCCUCGUUGCCUUCGUACGCAUACCGAGCCUCAGUGAUUGCGCACAUGAGAAUUCAACCAUCCCUAUGUCGGAGAAUGUUCGCGCAGUCCUCUUGAGCUUGAAAGCAGGGCUGCACAGUAAGAUAUCGGCAUACAUGGUUCCGUCACUCUACAUUCCUCUGCCCAUUCUCCCCAAAUCUGCGGCAGGGAAGGCAGACAAAAAAGCAAUGUUACAUAUUGCACAAGCGCUUUCCAAGGAAGAGAUUGACUUCUAUUCUCUCAGGGAUGCUGGAAAGCGUCCAGUAUCUAGUGAAACUGAACGCUUGAUACAGGGCAUUUGGGCGGUGGUCCUUGGUAUUUCGGAGGACUGGAUUGGUGCUGAUGAUCACUUCUUCAAACUAGGAGGAGAUUCCCUUACUGCUAUGAAAGCUGCGUCCCAGUUGCGCGUCAAGGGUCUCUUUGUCUCGGUCCCCGAAAUAUUUACGCGUCCCAAGUUGUCUGAUCUUGCGUUACUCGUCCAAAGCCUAACCCAAUCUAUCGACUCUGGUCACCAACCCGACGUCUUGCCUUUUGCAUUGAUCCAAAACAGGCAGGAGGUUAUCGAUCGUGUUCAGGCAUGUCUAGAUGUGUCACCGAGCAUAGUGGAGGAUGCUUAUCCUACAACACCCCUUCAAGAGGCACUUUUCGCGAUCACUCAAACAAACAACACAGCCUAUGUCAACCGUAUGGUAUUCAAGCUCCCCGAGAAUAUUGAAAUUGCUCGCUUCAAGGCUGCGUGGGAAUCUGUUGUUGGCUCAAACGCGAUCUUGAGGACUGCUAUCGUCAACACUGAGCACUAUGGUGCCUGUCAAGUGGUAUACAAACACAAUGCCCAAUGGCAAGAAACGAAUGGUAGUCUUCAAUGCUAUCUGAACAUGGAUGCCAAAGUCCUCAUUACCGAGGGUCAACUGCUUACGAGAUACGGUAUUAUCCCCGAUGCCUCUGGGUGCUACUUCGUAUGGACAGCCCAUCAUGCUGCCUAUGAUGGGUGGUCUACCGGCGUUAUAUUGAAUCUAGUGCGCCAAGUUUACGACGGGGCAACUGUGCAGCCAACAAGCUAUUUUGCCAACUUCAUACGCUACCUAGGCGGUAUUGAUGAGAGCGACACCAAUGCGUAUUGGCGGAAUCGGUUGGACGGUUAUUCACGUGUCGACUUCCCAUCCACACCAUGCUCAACGUAUCAAGCUAUCAGUAAUCGAUCAACCCAACAAACUAUUACGCUUCCGUCAUCUGACACAAAUUUGGAAAUCACAUUGGCAUCCUUGAUCCGGGCAUCGUGGGCUCUAGUCGUUUCAAAGCAUACUGACAGCUUGGACGUUGUCUUCGGAAUGGCACAGAGUGGACGCAAUGCCCCACUUCCUAAUAUCGAACAAAUGACAGGCCCGACAACGACUACUAUUCCUGUCCGAGUCCAGAUCGACCAGUCUCAGGAAGUCUCGGAUUAUCUCAAGACUGUACACUCUCAAGCUGCGGAAAUGACACCGUUCGAACAAGCUGGUCUCAAGCACAUCAAGGGGUUAGGGCAAGGCCCUGAGGAUGCUUGCGCUUUCCGCAAUCUACUCGUCGUUCAGCCUCAGAGCUCCACCAAUGCAGAUCAGUGGCUCAAACCCGUUGCAAACAAUUUGGAGGGGUUCGACAAUCUUCCACUCACAGUUGAGUGCUCAUUGGGCCAAGACCAAAUUGUAGUUGCAGCUCAUUUCGACUCGCACCUGCUAUCUGAGGCCCAAGUUGACCGUAUCCUUUGCCAGUUAAGGUCUGUGAUCCAGCAACUUUACACUGCUGGUAAGGGCUACAGGCUCUCGGAUAUUGAACUCUUCACCCCUGAAGACAGAAACCUGGUGUUCAAUCAAUGGAAUGCCACGUUGCCAGCAACAGUCGAUGCAUGCAUCCACGAUCUCUUCGAGCGUAAUGUCGUGGAUCUGCCGGAGAAGGAAGCCAUUUGCUCCUGGGACGGCUCUUUUACGUACCAGGAGCUGAACAGGCUGUCAACCCGCGUGGCACAAGAACUUCUCGAUGCUGGUGUUCGACCAGGGAGCUUAGUACCCUUCUGCUUUGAGAAGUCUGCAUGGGCCAUAGUAUCAAUGCUGGCUAUCCUCAAAGCAGGGGCUGCUUUUGUACCUAUGGAUCCCACUCAUCCCGAGAGUCGGCUUCACGACAUCAUUGAACAGACUGGGGCGAAAGUUAUACUGGCGUCAAUCUCCGCUCCAGUUUUGCAUGUUGAAAAAACUAUAGUGGUAUCUGCAAACGCUGUCGCCGGCUAUAGGGACGUGAAGCUCGAUCUGCCUCCGAAAGACCCGAGUUCUCUUGCAUAUGUCAUCUUCACGUCCGGAAGCACAGGUCGCCCCAAAGGUGUUAUGAUGCCACACCGAUCGGUAUGCUCCAGUGCCCAGAUGUUGGAUCUGGCUUGGCUCGGAAUCACCAUGGACUCGAGAGUGUAUCAGUUUCCUUCAUAUGUCUUCGAUGCGUCCAUCUUCAACAUAUUUGCCUCUCUUUCGGCGGGCGCUACUCUUUGCGUACCUUCAGACGCAGACAGGCUGGGCGCUAAUCUUGCGCAGUCAAUGCGCAAGAUGCAAGUCAGUUGGGCUGUCUUGACUGCUACGGUCGGUCGCCUUCUCGAGCCCAAGGAUGUACCAACACUGCGUUCCCUCAUGUUUGGAGGCGAUACAGUCUUUCAAGAGGACGUGGACAGAUGGGCGUCGAAGGUGCAACUCAUUCAGGGCUACGGGCCUGCCGAGACAACUGUCUUCGUGACCUGGACAAACACGACGGCACAAACGGCUCCAAGCAAUGUAGGGCCACCACGGCAAGCACGUCUCUGGAUCGUCGACCCCAGUAACCACGAUAUCCUCACCCCUGUAGGCCUCGUGGGUGAGAUGCUAAUCGAAGGACCCACAUUAGCAUCAGGAUAUCUCAAUGAUGAGUUCAAGUCGUCUACCGCAUUCGUCCUGGAUCCUGCUUGGAGCUCUGGCGAAGGCCGGAGAUUCUAUAAGACCGGCGAUCUGGUACGCUAUGCUGACGAUGGGUCUUUCCUUUUCGUUGGACGUAAGGACGCCCAAGUAAAGAUCAACGGCCAGAGAGUUGAGCUCGCCGAAAUUGAGAACCACAUCUUCUCCCUGUUACCAUCGCACCAGUCAGUCGUUAUACUGCCAUACUCUGGUCCUGCCAGGAACUCCCUGACAGCUAUCAUAGCAUCGGACGAUGACACUGUAGCUGGUUCUCUGGGUUUCGUGAAGGAUCCAAGCUUGAAGGACUUACUCACCUGGGAAAUCGCAGCUGUGCGCGAAGCCAUGCCCUCUCGUGUGCCAAGAUAUAUGGUUCCAAGAACAUGGUUUGCAGUCAAUAGACUUCCAUUGACAACAUCUGGAAAGAUUGACAGGAAAACGAUCCAGCUCUGGGUGGAACAGAUGGAUUCUGACGUGGCAAAGGCAGAAAUCCUGAGACUCAAGCAUGCCGAGUCGGCAACCAUCCCAACUACCCAGACCGAAAUUGUCCUUCAGCAAGCACUAAGUCGGGUCCUCAACCUGACAUGCAGCGAAAUUCCAUUUGAUCGAUCAUUCAUGGGUUUAGGUGGUGACUCUAUUACUGGGAUGCAACUCGUCUCCAGGCUCCAAUCAGCUGAUGUCGUGCUCAGCGUACGUCAACUUCUUGAAGGCAAAACGAUUCGAGAACUUGCCGCUGUUGUGCGGCCGAAGAGUCAACCUGUUGACUUGCCGGAGGAAGAAGUGGGACAGCCGUUCGGGUUAUCACCGAUUCAAACCAUGCUUAUCGAUUCAAUCUGCCCACCAUCUUCGACAGCCAAGCGGUUCAAUCAAAGCUUCCUUGUCCGUCUUACGCGGAAGAUUGAUAUGGAUCGUCUGACUUCUGGCAUCACCUAUCUUGUUGCUCGACAUAACAUGCUACGGGCUCGCUACCAGCGAUCUCAUGAUAACGAGUGGUCUCAACUAAUCCAACCUCAGGCAGGAAGUUCCUACGACCUGUCAGUUCAUGACGCUGCGGACAUGUCUCGGGUGAUGGCCGAAACGCAAGGCAGUCUGGACAUCGUCGCCGGUCCUGUAUUUGCCGCCAAUCUCUUUACGAGUGUCGAUGGUGAUGUGUUGUUCCUAGUCGCUCAUCACAUGGUCGUUGACCUAGUGUCUUGGCGCAUCAUUCUAGAUGAUCUCGAGGAGUUCUUGACGAGAAACCGUGCAGAAGCAAGCCCCGACCCACUGUCAUUCCAGACUUGGCUUUCACUUCAACUGAAGAGGGCGCAAGAGCUCUCUCCAAGUGCAGCGCUUCCUUUUGAGUUGCAACCGCCGGACCUGAGGUACUGGGGCCUGCCAGCUGGCGCAAAUACUUUCCGUGAUGUUAUUGAGCACGACUUUAUCCUAGAUGAACAAGCUACAACCGAACUCCUUCACGACUGCAACAUGGCCCUUGGAACUAGCACAGUUGAUAUUUUGAUGGGUUCCUUAAUCCACGCAUUCGUGCAAACCUUCCCAGAUCGUGCACCCCCCAGUAUAUUCACAGAAGGUCACGGACGAGAAACAUGGGAUGAUUCGAUAGACAUAUCGUCAACGGUUGGCUGGUUUACAACAAUGUCUCCUGUCUACAUCGCAUCCGAUGGCAGCGAUGAUAUCAGACGCUGCAUCAAGAAAGUCAAGGACCGUCGUCGCCAGACUCCUAUGAAUGGCUGGUCGUACUUCGUCAGCCGCUUCCUGAAUGACGAAGGCAGACAGCGAUUUGCGCACGACGGCCCGGUGGAGGCGGUACUGAAUUUCACUGGGCAGUAUCAGCAGCUGGAACGGCCAGACUCUCUUUUCCAGCUCGUGGCGCGCGACGACUACGGACCAGAAACUUGUGACGUGGACCCUGAUAUGUCGCGUCCUUCGAUCUUCGACAUAUCCUCCGGCGUCAUUGAUGGGCGCAUGAAGGUCUCGUUCAUGUGGCCCAGGGCGAUAUCUCGUCAGGAUAAAAUCAAAACUUGGGCAACAAACACCAAAAUAUCCCUCACUGAGGCCAUCAGAAAGCUGCGCGGCUUUACCAAAGAGUUCACUGUCACUGACUUUCCUCUCUUGUCGCUUACGGACGAUGAUUUUGACAGCCUAGUCGAUGAAUCGUUGCCAAAACACAGCAUCACAAGCUUAGAGGAGGUCGAGGACAUGUAUCCUGCUACGCCAUUGCAGGAGGCCCUCAUGAUGUCGCGCAGCAUAGACUCUGAACUUUAUGCCGUGCGUAUGAUACACAAGGUAUCUCACGAUAGGGACCAGGUCAUCGAUAUUGAUCGUCUCGAAGCUGCAUGGACAGCUGUGGUCCAUCGGCAUCAGAGCUUGAGGACGGUUUUCGUCGAUACUGUGUCUGACAACAGUGCUCUAACUCAGGUGGUACUGAAGGCUAUGCCACAUACAGCAAUGAGAGCAACUUGUGAAUCCGAUUCGCAAGCAUUGGAACUGCUAGACCAGCCGGAAUUAGGAAGACCUAGCCUCGCAUGGCAGGUGACCACUCCAGCCAAGCUCAUUAUCUGCCAGGUCCCGUCGACUGGCAACACAUACUGCAAGAUCGAUGUAAACCAUGCGGUCGCCGACGGUGCUUCGAACGGCGUUCUUAUGCGGGAUCUUGGCCUUGCUUAUGAAGGCAUGUUGGCCCAGGGACCUGGGCCGCUCUACAGCAGCUUCGUAUCAUAUAUGUUGCGCGGUGAUAGACAAGAAAGCCUUGCCUAUUGGGGAGAUUACUUAAAUGGGCUUGAGCCUUGCAUGGUGAACAGUGGCUCUUCUUUCAAAGGCAAGAAAGAACUCAAAGAUAUCGAGUUUGCGGUACCAGAUCCCGGAAAGCUCCGUGCAUUUUCCGCUGCUAACUCUGUCACUGUUGCGAAUAUCUUUCACGCCGCGUGGGCACUAGUGCUGCGCAACUUCGCAGGGUCAGAUCAAGUAUGCUUUGGCUACCUCCAUGCGGGCCGCGAUGUUCCCGUAGAAGGAGCACGUGAUGCUGUCGGGCUUUUCAUCAAUAUGCUCGUCAGUCGCGUCGAUUUCACUCGGGAUCUGUCAACCGGUGACCUGGUGAGGAAAGUACAGUCUGACUACAUCGAUGCGCUUAGCCACCAGAACUGUUCUCUGGCAGAUAUGCAGAAGCUUGCUGGCCAGUCUCUCUUUAACAGUAUCAUGUCAUUCCAAGUCGUCUCAGAGACCAGCACAGCCGGAACUGGCCUCAACUUCGAACAGGUCGGCGCACACGAUCCGACGGAGUACGCGCUAAGCAUCAGCGUUGCGGCGGCUGAUGAGUCAAUAUGGGUUACUGUCAGCUAUUACACAGAUACCAUUUCCGACUUUCUGGGGAACAGCAUCGCGACCAGUAUAGAAGCUGCAGUCGCCGGUCUCAUCGGUGUUGCACCCACCACUGUAGCAUCAAGUAUCCCCAUUCUCGGAGACUGCAAUAUCAAUACACUUCGAAACUGGAAUUCGUCACCACCAGAGCCGGUUACUAGCUGCGUACAUCAUAUGAUCGAAGAACAAUCCAAAACACAACCUGACGCUAUGGCUGUGUGUUCGACAGAGAUCAGUUGGACCUACAGUGAACUAGCCGAGCUAUCCAUCCCCGUCGCACAACGACUUGCUGGCUUGGGAAUCGGCCCUGGUGUCAAAGUUCCGUACUGCUUCGACGCAUCGCCAUGGGCUAUCGUUGUCAUGCUAGCCAUUCUUAAGUCAGGUGGAGCAUGUGUAGCCCUGGACCCAAAACAUCCAUCAGAUCGGUUGCGUGGUAUCAUCGAUGACGCGGAUGCCGACAUAGUCAUUGCCGAGCCUCAUCACGCUGCCAAAUUCCUCUCAAUGACCGCGGUCCUCUCCCUAGGCUCCGAUCAAAUCAAACGCUUGAGAUUAUCCUCUCGCGAGAGGAGAGUUCUACUCCCAGAGACGCAACCAACAGACCUUGCCUUCGUCAAUUUUACUUCUGGUAGUACAGGAAAGCCUAAAGGGAUAUUGCUAGAACACCAAGCCAUUUGCACAAGCGGGUCGUACUAUGGUGCUGCAAUGGGCUAUGGGCCCGGCUCACGCGUCGUUCAAUUCUCGUCAUACACGUUCGACGUCAGCCUUAGCGACAUUUUCUUCUCCCUGAUGCGUGGUGGAACGGUUUGCGUCCCUACAGAACAUGAAAAGCUUAACGACCUUGCUGGCUUCAUCAAUCGUCUCAAUGUCAACGUUGCAGACCUAACACCAUCGGUGCUCGAAGCAAUGCUAAGCCCUGAGGCAGUUCCCAGCCUCAAAACCAUCUGUCUCGGCGGCGAAGCUGUCAAACAAGACAAUUUGACAAUAUGGGCUGAUAGAGUUGCUUUACACAACUACUACGGCCCAUCGGAAUGCUCCGUCGCAUGUGUAGGGAGAUCUAAUCUCUCAAGCGGUGACCUAGCAGCGAACAUUGGCUCUGGUUGUGGCGCAUUGACUUGGGUUGUAGAGAGCAAAAAUCCUUACAAGCUUGCGCCUCUAGGUACGAUUGGUGAGCUCGCGCUCGAAGGACCUCUCUUAGCCCGAGGCUAUGUGAAGCUGCCAGAGAAGACAAACGAAGCUUUCCUUCACAAUGUGACAUGGCCAGGAUUUACUCAACCGAAGCGCUUGUACUUGACCGGAGACUUGGUGAGAUACAACUUUGACGGAAGCCUAGACUUCUUGGGCCGCAAAGACACCCAGGUCAAGAUCCGUGGUCAACGUGUCGAAAUUGGCGAAGUAGAGCACCAUGCGAUACUCCAUUGUCCCCCUACAGUCAGCCAAGUUGCCAUCGAGGCUAUCAAGAUAAAUAGCCGCGAUGGCGUAUUGUUGACAGCAUUCAUCGCUGUCGGUCCCCACUCCGUGACAUCAGGUGACGCAGAACUUCCUCCGACUCUGCGUAAUCUUCUUCGAAACAUGCAGGCCUCAUUGGCUUCGAUCCUUCCGUCUUAUAUGGUACCAUCGCUCUUUAUACCAUUGCCUGAGCUCCCACGCAACGCGGCUGGAAAGCGAGACCGUAAGGCUCUACAACAUAUUGCUGCCACGCUUUCAGAUGCCCAACUACGCACAUUCUCUCUUACAGAUAGCACUGUCCGUAAGCGCCAGCCAACGACGACAACCGAACAACGCCUUCGAUCCGUGUGGUCAAAGAUCCUCAAAUUGAAAGAGUCAGAUAUUGGCGUUGACGAGAGUUUCUUCCGAUUAGGAGGAGAUUCAAUUGCAGCUAUGAGGCUUGCCGCUGCUGCAACGAAGAGUGGCAUCCAGGUUUCAGUUCUGGAUAUCAUGACACACAAGAGCAUCUCGAAGAUUGCAGCUGUUUCUGAUGGCAGGGUAGAUGAGGCGUAUGCCACUCAGAGCGUCACAAGCUCUGGUAUAUCCAGCGAUGCACCCACCCGCGGCCCCGCUAUGCUCGAGGCUCCGGCACACCCUGAUAUUGAUCCAAAGGACAUCGAAACCAUCUACCCUUGCACAGCUUCUCAGAAGGACCUUCUUGCCGCCUCACAAGCCAGUCCAGAAUCUGGGUAUUAUGAGAUUUCGCAGACUUUUGAGGUGAUACUGCAAGGAGAAACGACCUAUCAAGUGGACGUUGACCAACUACAAAACGCCUGGCAACAAGUCGUGGACAGACACCCCAUUCUUCGUACCGUCUUCCAUGACACAUUGGGGCAGGUGGUCCUCAAAACACACACUGCGGAGGUCGUGCAUACACAGGUCGAAGAUGCAGGGGCCCUAGAGAAACAAGCAAAGAUGCCUCUUCCCUUGGAUUCGCUCCGACCCCUGCAUCGCAUGACCAUUGGAAAGACACUUGGAGGCAAGGUAGUCUGUCAAUUAGGUAUACACCACGCUAUCACCGACGGCCAUUCCAUCAUGGUCAUGUUCGAAGAGCUCGCAAGCGCAUACGCGGGGACUCUGCCAAUCGGGCCCGGGCCAUCCAUGCAUGACUUUAUAUCACAAUCUUCCGCUCUGGACCGGAAGGCAGCUCUAUCACACUGGAACUCGAUCCUGGGUGAUAUCAGCCACGUUCGUCGAUUUGACCGCUCGGGGUCUACUACCAGCAACGCCCCGCGUACUGGUCUUCAUGAACUACACUCGAAAGUUCACAACAGCCAAUUAGGCCCUUUCUGCUUGGUCAACGAGUCUACCGUACCCUCUCUUGUGUAUGCAGCCUGGGGUAUCGUGCUACACAGUCUACAGACGAACCAAAAUCAAGAGGCAGUCUUCGCGUACCUUACCAGCGCUCGCACUUUGGUGCCAUCUGAGGCAUUAGGUUUCUUUGUCAACACGGUGCUCCACCGCGGACCUAAUGACCCCAGGAUGGCCCUUUCAACUCUAGUUCAGCAUGCCCACGAAUCGGUGCUCGCGGGUUUGCCACACUCGCAUAUAGCACCAUCCGAGCUUGGACUUGAGGUCAGCUCGUUGCUAAACGUUCGCAAGUUUGAUGAUGAGCAUGUUGCUGUCAUUGGCGGUAAUGACACUACUGACGCUCGUGGCAUCACAUUUGACGUACUCCCAUCACUGGAUCCAAUGCCUUAUGACGUCGUGGUUGCGGUAUCCGAAAUGGGUGGCGGUGUCUUGGACCUCACCCUUUCCUACUGGAGCUCAGUUGUCGAUGCGGCUUAUGCGCAAACAGCGCUCAGUCGCUUGGAAAAGGUCUUGGGUCUUAUGGGAAGGAAUGAUGACUUGACCUGUGCUGAAGUAAUAGAGAUGUUGAAUUCAUAA
This is a messenger RNA of Neoarthrinium moseri, 27642 nucleotides long. RefSeq lists its product as uncharacterized. Gene Ontology annotation, biological process: secondary metabolite biosynthetic process; amino acid activation for nonribosomal peptide biosynthetic process. The record is from RefSeq and is a predicted model, not a curated record. The transcript is spliced from 5 exons. Gene Ontology annotation, molecular function: phosphopantetheine binding; catalytic activity. Gene Ontology annotation, cellular component: cytoplasm. The coding region runs from base 1 to 27642 and encodes 9213 amino acids. NCBI's taxonomy places the organism in Eukaryota, Fungi, Ascomycota, Sordariomycetes, Amphisphaeriales, Apiosporaceae.